CUUAUACAUCCACAAUUAAUUUUUUUGUUUUUGAUGUCAACAUCUAAAAUGUCCCCUCCUGAAAUUAAAAAUUUAAUUCAAAAUUCUAGUGAUACAUGUGCUUGUGAUUUCUAGUCAAACGAGAGGGGAUAUAGAAAUGUGUCUGCGUUUGUUCUGCGGCUAUUGGUCGCUCUACAUCGGCUGCAUCUUAAUUGGCUUGGUGGGGAUGCUCUUGUCCGUCAUGGUCUUCUCUGUGAGUCUGUUCGAGUUGGUCAUGGGUUCCAAACAGAUUUUUCUUAUCAUUUUGGCAAUGGUCUUUGCCUUCAUCAAUGCCUUGGCCAAUAUCUUCUUGAUCUUCGGCACCAUGUGGGAUAUGUGCUGGGCCAUGCUCGUGUCCUUUAUCAUUGGUGUGUUUGCCUUGAUGCUUUUCGGUGGAGUGGUGAUAAUGAGUUACUUACAUUUCUUAAAUGCCUUGUACCUACUAUUUGGAGUUAUACUGUGCAUAAUCCACCUUUACAAUGAGUGGAUCAUCAUUUCCACCUGGUGGUGUUGUCGAUCAUGCACAGACGACUGCUAGGAGUUGCUGUUGGCUAGCUUUUGCUCUUGGCUGGCAACUCGAACAUGUUGUAAACUCCAGACGGCACAGAGAUACUAUGUUCGUGCUCGAACAUCUUGGAACGGCUCUCCCCGAUCUUUGGAUAGGUUGUAAUACCGAGAGCAGCACUCUCUAAGAGAACUUGUAGCCGAUGCCAGUUCGGGUCUUCCGACUUGGGGCCUUUCAAGAAAGUCACUUCGAUUUGAGACGCGCGCUGGAAAUGUCGUUCCUGGAGCGUUCGAGCUGUUCCAGCGAGUGAGCGUGUGUGUGCCCGUGUGUACCGCCCCCUACCCGUCGAAAAAAAAUAAAAAAAGAAAAGUAAAAAGAAAAGCAACCAAAAGAAGGGAAAUCAAAAAUAAUAUUGAAAAGAAAAUACACAAGUGUACAUAUCUGCAUGUGA
Messenger RNA from Drosophila eugracilis, 974 nucleotides. RefSeq lists its product as uncharacterized. NCBI's taxonomy places the organism in Eukaryota, Metazoa, Arthropoda, Insecta, Diptera, Drosophilidae. The transcript is spliced from 3 exons. The record is from RefSeq and is a predicted model, not a curated record. Bases 137 to 556 code for a protein of 139 amino acids.